GUAGGUAGUUGCAUCUAAUGAUUUUUUUGGAGUAAUCUGAACCAUCUGCCUCUAUAUAUUAAGGAGUUCUUUCUUUAAUCCAGAUUAUGGCUGACAAACUGGUUUUGGCAUUCACGUUUCACUAGCACUGUGCCCUUGAAGAGCUGAUGUGGCUGUAGAAACUCUCUCCCUUAAAACUGUUGUGUUUGAAAACAUUUUUUGUUUGGCUUCCUUGUAGUUGUUUCCUUAUACCUCCUUUUUUUUUUUUUUGUUGUUGUCGUUGUUGUUGUUGAGAAGAUGGCCUUUCUAAUGAAAAGUAUGUUGAGCAACCAGGUAAAGAAUUUGGGACUUGGAGGUGGAGGGGAAGAAAGCAAAGAAGAAAGCACUCCUUCUGAUCCAGCAGCAGCUGCAGGAAUGACCAGAGAGGAGUAUGAGGAAUAUCAAAAGCAAAUGGUUGAGGAGAAGAUGGAAAGAGAUGCAGCAUUUGCACAGAAAAAAGCAGAGCGAGCCGUUUUGAGGGUUCACCUGAGAGAAAAGUACAGACUGCCCAAGAGUGAAUUGGAUGAGAAUCAAAUACAGAUGGCUGGAGAUGAUGUGGGACUGCCAGAAGAUCUUCAGAAGAUGGUGGCAGAAGAUCAGGAGGAGGAAGAGGAUAAGGACUCUAUCCUGGGCCAGCUGCAGAACAUCCAGAAUAUGGACAUGGAUGCCAUCAAAGAAAAGGCACAAGCCACCUUCACUGAGAUGAAACAGGCAGCUGAGCAGAAAUGUUCAAUGAUGUAGAAGAGCCACCACUGCCCAAGGGCUGUAACCUCAGUCUUGUGUUGCUGGGGCUGCAAAGGGAGAGCACGUAGCU
This is a messenger RNA of Catharus ustulatus (Swainson's thrush), 832 nucleotides long. RefSeq names its product complexin 4 (gene CPLX4). Gene Ontology annotation, cellular component: SNARE complex; terminal bouton. The record is from RefSeq and is a predicted model, not a curated record. The transcript has 3 exons. The coding region runs from base 277 to 759 and encodes 160 amino acids. Lineage: Eukaryota; Metazoa; Chordata; Aves; Passeriformes; Turdidae. Gene Ontology annotation, biological process: synaptic vesicle exocytosis; regulation of neurotransmitter secretion; neurotransmitter transport. Gene Ontology annotation, molecular function: syntaxin binding.